Eucalyptus grandis is the source of this 1335-nucleotide messenger RNA. Its product is annotated as (13S,14R)-1,13-dihydroxy-N-methylcanadine 13-O-acetyltransferase AT1. NCBI's taxonomy places the organism in Eukaryota, Viridiplantae, Streptophyta, Magnoliopsida, Myrtales, Myrtaceae. The record is from RefSeq and is a predicted model, not a curated record. The coding region runs from base 1 to 1335 and encodes 444 amino acids. The transcript has a single exon.
AUGGAGAUGAUGAAGGUGGAGAUCAUCUCUAAAGAGACGAUCAGACCGUCCUCUCCGACCCCCGCCCAUCUCCGGCGCUUCGCCUUGUCCGCCUUCGACCAGUUUGCUCCUCCUGUUUACAUCCCGCUGGUCCUCUUCUACGCCAACGCUCCUUGUGAUGGACCUGAGAGCCGUGAAAUACUGGGGCGGAUGAAGCGGUCGUUGUCGGAAACCCUAGCUCGUUUCUACCCCUUUGCAGGUAGGAUCGUGGACAACGUGUGCGUUGACUGCACGGACGAGGGUGCGGACUAUUUCGAGGCUCGAGUGACGGGGAUCGGCCUUAAGGAGAUCCUGCAGUUGCCGGACCCGGAUGUGCUGAAGCUGUUCCUUCCCGUGGACAUCGAGUCGCCGGAAUCGUUCCACGGUCGUUUGGUGUCUGUCCAGUUGAGCUUCUUCAACAGCGGAGGAGUGGCAGUUGGGGUCUGCUUGUCGCACAAGAUUGCCGACACAUCGACCCUGAGCUCGUUCCUCCACAGCUGGGCCGCCGUGGCUCGUGGCGGAGGCUCCGUGGCCGAGCUGCCAGUUCCAGACUUGAGUACCGCCUCGACUCUCUUCCCCUCUUCCGAGGCUCUCAGCAGCCUCCGCCCGGUGAAGAUGAUGAAGCAGAAGUGCCAGUCGAGGAGGUACGGCUUUGGGGCCUCAGAGAUUGCGGCUCUCCGAGCUAGAGCGGCGAGCGCGACCGCCGCUCAGCCCACUCGCGUGGAAGCCAUUUCGGCCUUCAUAUGGAAAUGUGCGAUGGAAUCUGCUGCGUCCUCUGGACGCUCUCUUCUCGCGCAAGCCGUGAACAUCCGAAAGAGAACAGAGCCGCCGCUCCCGCCGAGCUCUGUCGGAUGCUUGAUCAGCUACUUCACAGCAGAAGUAGACGAAAAUGACGAGCACCAGGAGAAGGAUCUCCUUCCAUUGCUAGUGGCUAAAAUGAGGGAGGGAAUGGAGGAUUUCUUCGAAAAUAACGCGAAAAAAUUCGGCGGGUCGGAGAGCUUUUCGACGAUGUGCGAAUUGAAUAAAGCAGUCGGUGAGCUGAUGAGUACAUACGGGCCGAGCUUCUACGGGAUCACGAGCUGGUGUCGGUUCGGAUUAUACGAAGUCGAUUUCGGAUGGGGAAAGCCGGAGUGGACGAGCUUAUGCAGGUCGGAGCAGAUGAACGUGGUGGUGUUGACGGACGCCAGGGACGGCCAAGGAGCAGAGGCGUGGGUGACGCUGGGCGAAACCGAGAUGGCGGCAUUCGAAAAGCAUCAGGAUCUGUUGCGAUACGCCGCUCCUAACCCGAGCGCCUGGACCGGUCCGCACGAGCCAUGA